AUGGCACUUUAUCGUCCAUACCUUAUCUUGUCUCUAACUAUUUGUCUUUUUCUCAUAUUCUCAUCAUGUCAAGCUUAUCAAUUAUUUCGGGAUAUAUCCAUUCCGAAUCGUCCAAUUAAGUAUCAUGUUUUGAGUGACUCUGAUCGUAAUAUUGAUCGCAUGAAACAAUAUCAUGAUACAAUGGCGCAAUUGAAACACUGGGGUCGAUCAGUCGAUGAGUUCGAUAACGAUGUUACCAAUCAUUACAAAAAUCCAGCCGAUGAUGACAAACAUUGA
Messenger RNA from Adineta ricciae, 276 nucleotides. Lineage: Eukaryota; Metazoa; Rotifera; Eurotatoria; Adinetida; Adinetidae. The record is from the annotation of a GenBank genome assembly.